Penicillium antarcticum is the source of this 834-nucleotide messenger RNA. RefSeq names its product SWIB/MDM2 domain protein. The coding region runs from base 1 to 834 and encodes 277 amino acids. The record is from RefSeq and is a predicted model, not a curated record. Gene Ontology annotation, biological process: transcription initiation at RNA polymerase I promoter; nucleolar large rRNA transcription by RNA polymerase I. The transcript is spliced from 5 exons. Lineage: Eukaryota; Fungi; Ascomycota; Eurotiomycetes; Eurotiales; Aspergillaceae. Gene Ontology annotation, molecular function: RNA polymerase I cis-regulatory region sequence-specific DNA binding. Gene Ontology annotation, cellular component: nucleus; RNA polymerase I upstream activating factor complex.
AUGUCGUUAUCAUCGGAAAUGCGCGACAAAUACACCGAAAUCAUCGAUACGAUCUUGGCCGAGAGUGAUCUCAACACCAUCUCCGAAAAGCGGAUACGCAAAGGUCUCCAGGAAGCCGUCGGCUAUGAUCUCACGCCGCAGAAGACAGAGAUCAAGCAACUCAUUAUGGAGCGGUUUGACCGAUUCGCCGAGCAGAAUGGUGUCGGGUCGCCCGAGGAAACCACUACAAGCAAUGGCCAUCGCGAUGGCGAUUCAGCCUCUGCUGCAGUGCCAUCCCCACCUCCUUCGUCGUCCCCCGUGAAGCGUCAAGCUUCCAGCGACGUCACCUCCGAGCCCGCCAGCGCAUCGCCGCCAGCUAAGAAACACAAGUCCGACGAUGUUGAUGCGGAUGCGAUGUUCGCAGCAAGACUCCAAGCCGAGGAGAACUCGCGUGCGCGUCCAACCCGAGGAGGAAACACUCGACGGGCGGCUGUUCCUAAGAAGAAGACCAAGAGGGCCAAGACAUCAACCAGGGUCAGGGCAGAGGAUGAUUCAGAUAUUGGAUCAGGGUCAGAGGGCAAGGAAAAGAAGGAAGUUAACCGUAAUACUGGAUUCCACAAACCAUUGAACCUUUCCGAACCUCUCUCCGCGCUUCUGGGAGAAAUUACACUCUCGCGGCCACAAACCGUCAAAAGGGUCUGGCAGUACAUUCGUGAGAAUGAGCUCCAAGACCCCAGUGAUCGUCGUCAAAUUCGAUGCGAUGAUGCCAUGCGUGCUGUCUUCAAGCAGGACCGAGUUCAUAUGUUUACCAUGACCAAAAUUUUGAAUCAGAAUCUGUACAAUCCCGACGAAUAG